Messenger RNA from Cooperia oncophora, 210 nucleotides. Lineage: Eukaryota; Metazoa; Nematoda; Chromadorea; Rhabditida; Trichostrongylidae. The record is from the annotation of a GenBank genome assembly.
AUGAUGGGUAUGAAUGGAAUGAUGCCAGGUGGUAUGCUAAAACGUAUUCUGAUGCUUUUCGAGUACAAGCUGGGAACGGCGGCUGAGGUCGCCACCCAGAACAUCAAUCAAGCUUUCGGUGCGGGAGUCGUCCCACUAACACAAGUCCAAGCGGCUUACCGCCAAUUCAGCAAUGGAAUGGAGUCUUGGGUUAAUCGAAAAGGAAAAUAA